AUGAAUUCUAGAUUGGUUAAUGAGAACCCAAUUGUUUACCCUAAGAAACAAGGGCGUGUUCGUACUGAUCAGAGCAACACGGAUGAGUACUCUGCAGAGCCAAUAGACCAGCUCGAGAUUUUUAAUCAUAUAAGAGACAUCAAAGAUCCAGAGCAUUCUGAGCUUACACUAGAGGACCUCCGUGUGAUUACAAAAGAAUCUGUUGAAGUUGAUGACGCCAAGAGUUACGUUAGAGUUACACUCACGCCAACUCUUCCACAUUGUCACGUCCCCCACCUUAUUGGCCUUUGUAUCUACUCAAAACUUCUUAAAAGCCUUCCUACUCGAUUCAAGGUCGAUGUUAGAGUGGCACCAGGGAGUCACGCAACGGAGGCUGCAGUCAAUAAACAAUUAGGAGAUAAGGAGCGUAUAGCGGCAGCACUUGAGAGUCCCUACUUUGUGGAUCUUUUCAACUAAUGCUUACAAAUAUGUGAUUUUG
This is a messenger RNA of Brassica oleracea var. oleracea, 478 nucleotides long. Its product is annotated as MIP18 family protein At1g68310. The transcript has 5 exons. Gene Ontology annotation, biological process: iron-sulfur cluster assembly. Lineage: Eukaryota; Viridiplantae; Streptophyta; Magnoliopsida; Brassicales; Brassicaceae. The record is from RefSeq and is a predicted model, not a curated record. Bases 1 to 456 code for a protein of 151 amino acids.